GAAAAGCAAAGUCCAUGGUGACAGUGGGUUGAUGGGGGAGAUAGCGACGAUAACUUUCUUCGGAGAGGCGAUAGCUCAUGGCGAAGCCUUUUUCAAACCCUAGUUGAUAAUCCUGUCUCAAUCCCCCUUUCCUGAACAAGCUUCCCUGAUUUUCUCGCUCUUUCCAUCGUAUUUUCUUUCCAAGCCGCUUUUUUUUUUUUUUUUUUUUCGGUGAGAAAUUUCUUACCCCGUUUCCUCUUGGAAUUAUCCCAGUAGGAUUGGAUCGGAGUGUGUUUUUAUUCUCCUUUUUUUCCCGGAAACUAUUAGAACCCAGAGGCGGAAAAUUGAGUCUCUGGGGCUUUUAGGGUUUCGGGAUUCGUCAAAGUUAGUAUUUUGCCCCCUUUGUUAGAUCUGGAGGACUGUGUUAUUAAACUUUAGUCUUCAAUUAGGGCCUAAUAGUUUUUCCAUAUUUCUUUGUUUCAUUGGGUUGGUGAAGCAUCAGAAAGAAUCUGAGCUGCCAAUGCCAUUUGUUUCAAUUGUGGAAGAUUUUUCGGUAAAUUUUCAGAUACCGAAAAACUUUGGGUUCAAUGUCUUGGGCGGGGCCAGAAGAUGUCUAUCUGUCAACUUCUCUCGCAAACUAUCUAGACAAGAAGCUUCUUGUAUUGCUGAGAGAUGGUAGAAAACUUUUGGGAAUACUUCGUUCAUUUGAUCAAUUUGCAAAUGCUGUUCUUGAAGGUGCCUGUGAGCGAGUUAUUGUAGGUGAUCUUUAUUGUGACAUUCGAUUAGGUUUGUAUGUAAUCCGUGGGGAGAAUGUUGUUUUGAUCGGUGAGCUGGACCCAGAGAAGGAAGAACUUCCCCCACACAUGACUCGUGUUACUGCAGAAGAGAUAAGAAGGACAUCAUUGGUCGGUUCAGCCAUUUGUACAAUUCCACAUUGCAAUGUUCUUUCAACAGGCACAAAAAGCAGAAAGGGAGGCUACGGAUCUGAAAGGUUCCAUGAGGAAGCGGAUGGAGUUCCUCGAUAUGGACUAGUUUGUGUACAUGAUUCUGACAUUCAGUCCUGCGUUUUUCAUCAGGCUCAGGCCAAGUCAUCCACAAAUAUUAUUGCGGUUGGUUGAUGCUGGCAAACCAAUGACGGAUUGAAUUGUUGCUUUGCUACUCUCUCUCUCUGCGUCGACUCUCUGUAACAUUUACACAAAUAGUUAUCAGGUUGUUCAUCUGUUUUAUGUUUCAAAAUUAUUGAGAGCUUUCACCUCACCUUCCAAACUAACGGCCCUGGAGAAUAAUAGGGCAUGAGAUGUGUGGCUGUGUCCAAGAUUGUUUAGUAUUUCCUUCUGUUUUGGGUGGAUUUUGGUGUCUCCAUGGAUGAUGGUAAAAUGCAGACUGGUGGGGUGGAGUUUGGCAUUUUCCUUUCAAUCUAUUAGUUUGUUCAUUGUUAUUAGCAUGUUGAGAAAAGUGUUCUGUUGAGGUGUUGCGCUAC
Molecule: messenger RNA, 1459 nt
Organism: Diospyros lotus (date-plum)
Lineage: Eukaryota; Viridiplantae; Streptophyta; Magnoliopsida; Ericales; Ebenaceae
Product: sm-like protein LSM1B
Exons: 5
Coding region: 567-1097 (176 amino acids)
Biological process (GO): deadenylation-dependent decapping of nuclear-transcribed mRNA
Cellular component (GO): P-body; Lsm1-7-Pat1 complex
Molecular function (GO): RNA cap binding
Source: RefSeq, a predicted model, not a curated record